This is a messenger RNA of Papilio xuthus (Asian swallowtail), 866 nucleotides long. RefSeq lists its product as uncharacterized. Lineage: Eukaryota; Metazoa; Arthropoda; Insecta; Lepidoptera; Papilionidae. Bases 92 to 850 code for a protein of 252 amino acids. The record is from RefSeq and is a predicted model, not a curated record. The transcript has 8 exons.
GUGAUCUUACAGGAUUUCAUAAUAGUCUCAGCUCACGGACAAACGGCCGGACGGACGGACGGGUACAGCGGUGUACUAUGCCAUAGCUGAUAUGAAGUUAGCCACAAUCACCUUCGUCAACCUGAUAGUUCUCUCCAGUGCUAUUAUAGGUGAUAAAGAGAAACAUGACCGGUUCAUAAUAGCGUGCCACACAACAGACUUUGAGUGCUUCAAGCGGCAGUACCGGUCGCUCCGGGACAAAGUGCUGCUGGGCAGUUUACAGUUCGCCAUCGAUUUUUACAAGCCAUACCUCUUCCGCUAUGGGGACAGCGGUACUUGCAUCAAACUCUCAGGCCUCGAGGAGAGCGAGCUCGUUGGCAUCAGCAUGGACAGCGACAGCAAGGAGUAUCUGCUGACGCUGGAGCUACCGCUGCGCAUCCAGCAGACCACCAACAAGACGGAGAUCUGUAUGAAACCCGACGUUGAGUUUAAAAAUGUCGGCCCCCACAUAGGUCCGUAUCGCAGCUUCAAUGGAAACGCAACAAUAAAAGCGACUUUCCCUUACGAGCUGCGGAAAAGAAAAGGCGACAUAUAUUUGCUGCUGAAAGAGGAAGACCUAGACGUAAUCCUCGACAUACCAGACCUGAGGCCACCCAUCCGAUUGAUGUCGAACGAAGGCGGUAGCGGCUACGAGAUAUCGGAAUGGGCGUACGAGGUGGUUGAGCACAUUGACGCGGCGCGACACUUUGCGUUACCCUACACCACCAACAUACGACUCUUCUCUUCCACCGUGCCUGUACAUAAAUACCUCUUGUUGUAUCCAGAAGAAGAAUACGCCGAUCUGAAGUUUGCAUUCUACGAUUCCGACUAAUAAACCUUAGAAAUAA